Necator americanus (New World hookworm) is the source of this 2256-nucleotide messenger RNA. RefSeq lists its product as uncharacterized. The transcript has 17 exons. The record is from RefSeq and is a predicted model, not a curated record. Gene Ontology annotation, cellular component: cytoplasm; cilium. Bases 1 to 2256 code for a protein of 751 amino acids. Gene Ontology annotation, biological process: protein localization involved in establishment of planar polarity. NCBI's taxonomy places the organism in Eukaryota, Metazoa, Nematoda, Chromadorea, Rhabditida, Ancylostomatidae. Gene Ontology annotation, molecular function: protein binding.
AUGUUUCUGCUUGCGUUUACCAUCAACGAAUUCCCCACGAAACGAGCUGCGGCUGUGCGACCUGUGUCCGGACAGUUGCCUGGCAACGGGUGCGCGAUAUCUUUACCCAGUUUGACCUUGUCAUCAAGCUUUAAUUUUGUCCCAGAAGUAAAGAUCAGCACUGCUUCUACGAUGAGUUUGUUCAAUAGGAUUCUUUCCAUCGGUGAUGUGCUCUCAAGGCUACCUCAACUAGAUGCUCAGGUGGAUAAGUUGGAAGCAGAAGAUUCGAUUAGUCACGAGAACUCUCAGCUAAGACGAAGUUUCACGAGAAGAUGUCAUGAACUUUAUAAACAGAUUGAAGAGCACAAAAAACGAAUUCGAGAUGUAAAGGCGAAAGAAAGCACCGAGGAGCAGCGGAUGACAGCUUUGGAACAGCUUGAAGACCUUCAAAUUCGCCUCCUUCGGCUGGCUCCGGAACGGGAUAGGCCAAGCGACGUGGUGUCCCGAAGUAGUGAAGGAGAAACUUCUGGAUGGACAACUGACAAGUCGACUCGAGAGAAGACUCCUAUCACGUACGAGUCCUCAAAUUUGAGUAUUCAGGAGACACCCGUGCUAGUGCACUCCCCACAACCACAAGUUCCUAUCGUAGAAAACAGAAGGACUAGCGUGAUGUAUGAUGCCGCUUCGCAGGAUGAGGAGGAGGAAGAGGACGAGGAGGAUGAAGAAGAGGAAGACGGACAAGGAAAGGAGAAAGCCAACGCUGUUGUUCGAAAUCCGGGAAAGAAUAACCAAGAUGAGUCGCAGCCGAAAACUACAAAAGUUUCUCACCUUCCUCCGCAUCCGCAACCACGGAUUGAGAGACGCGCGAUGUCUUCGGCUUCAUCUUCUCCAGAGAGCAGAGGUGUAUCAGGCGCUGUCGUUCCCGCCAGAAGUGCAACCGGAGAUGCACAGUUCCGUUCUAAUGCAGCGAAGUCUCAAACCCGAGGAGCAGCUGUUGUGGACAGUGUAUUUAUUGUGUUAGCUAGCCUAAAAGCAGCAGAGUCUGGAGACCUGACGAUCAACGAAGGAGAGAGGUUAAGGAUAGUACAAACCAGACCUGAUGGUUGGUGGACAGCCCAAAAUGCGAGUGGUAAAAGAGGCCUAGUACCAAAAACAUAUCUCCGUCAACUCACUGCUGUGGACGACGAAAAUGGAGUAAGAGAUUACUCUGCUGAACAGAGAACACGCGCUGCUCGCACCGUUUCUGGCUCCUCUGCUGACGUCCCGCAGCCGAACCCAUUAGCAGUAGAACAGAUUCCCAGGCGUGCGCGUUGUUUGGGAGAUGCUCAGCAGCUUGAUCCACAUCUGUCAUUCGCAUGCCAUCUGACGCCUCGUCUGAGUCAUUCGAACAUCGGUUUUCAUGAUUUGUACUGGAACUACCAAGAUGACAAGCUUCGAAAGCGACGAGUCAGGGUAUCAAAAUUGGUGCGACUUAUUCGUCUGGAGGGUAUGCCGAAAGAGAGCGCAAUAAGUUUGAUUCGGACUGCUCUCUACGAUCGAAGCAGAAAAACUGGCAGGCAAAUAGUAAGCAAUGUCCAUACAGUUCGAUCACAGGUGAAGAAUCGCACCUGGACCUUUAACACACGGACGGAUACUACUUCGUCUGGAGUGGAUUAUGGAGACUUCAUCGUUCGCUCUAAUUACAACAUGGACGACGUUGUGCUGCUGAUUGAAGCGUCUCACGUUGUUCAAGGACAAGAAGGACUUGAAGAAAGAAGUCUUGGAAUUAUAACAAUACCUCUCAUUGCUAAUGAUACUGUUGUGAUUACCAACAAGACCUAUUCUGAAUUCCUGCGAGGAGAAAACGUUUUUGAUCGAGCGACGAGCGGUGGAGCUCUGACUGAGUGCAGAAUAGUUCUGAAGGUCCUGGAUGUUCCACAAGAGUUGGUCCCAUACGUCGAUUCAAUGCCUGACGUACUCUUAUUCAAUCCUAUGUUCGUGAGAUUGUACUUCUUUUUCCGACGACGUGCCGGCACAACACUAUUGCGCGACAGGGACAAUCCUUUAAGUGCAGAGAUGUUAUCUGAUCCACUGUUGGCGCUGUUCCCUUAUGUGGCAGAUCAACCGGACAUGAUGGAUCAUCUCAGACAUUUGUGGAAUGCUAAGUUGAAAACUGUGAAGAACAAGGCCGGGCAAGAUGUUUUCCACGUGUCAUCCCCGGGUACACCAUGUCCACUUCGGAGUAAAGUUCUUCAUUAUGGCAUACCAACAGCCAAAAGUAGCCUAGCAGUCGUCUAA